AUGACAACGGACUGGACCGGAAGCCUCUAUUGCGGUCUCACCCUAAACUGGGACUACACCAACAGAACCGUCGACCUCUCCAUGCCAGGGUACAUCACAAAAGCCCUAGCACGUUUCGAACAUCCACACCCAAACAGAGCCCAAAAUUCACCAUACAAAUGCAACCUGCCGCAAUAUGGAGCCAAGACCCAGCUCACAGCCAAAGCUGACACUACCAAUCCUCUCCAACAAAAAGACACAAAACGCCUCCAAGAAAUCAUCGGAACCCUCCUAUAUUAUGGAAGAGCAGUGGACUCAACCAUGCUAGUAGCCCUUGGCACACUCGCCUCAGCCCAGACCAAAGGAACUCAGGCCACCAAGAGAGCUGCAGCUCAACUACUAGACUAUUGCUUCACCCACCCAGACGCCACAGUCAGAUACCAUGCAAGCGGCAUGAUCCUGUCCAUCCACAGUGAUGCAUCAUACCACUCUGAAACCGAAGCACGCUCCAGAGUGGCAGGCCACUUCAUCCUAUCUGACUCACUACAACAACCAAACACAGCUCCCAAACCAGCGGACAAGCUCCCUCCACACAACGGAGCCAUCCUAAUCAUCAGCUCCAUUCUACCCAUGGUGCUUGCCUCAGCUACGGAAGCAGAACUGGCAGCUCUUUACUACAAUGCCAGGGAAGCUUGCACAAUCCGCACAACCUUGGACGAGAUGGGCCACCCACAACCAGCCACCCCGAUCCAAACCGACAACGAGGUGGCCGUUGGACUCGCCCUUAACACAGUCAAACAAAGACGAUCCAAAGCAAUCGACAUGCGCUUCUAUUGGAUCAGAGAUCGCAUACAACAGGGCCAAUUCCUAGUAUAUUGGCGCCCUGGCAAAGAGAAUGAUGCUGACUACUUCAGCAAGCAUCACCCGACGGCUCACCACAUUCUCAAACGCGCACGCUAUCUCCAGCCCAUACCUGAGUAG
Messenger RNA from Seminavis robusta, 960 nucleotides. The record is from the annotation of a GenBank genome assembly. Lineage: Eukaryota; Bacillariophyta; Bacillariophyceae; Naviculales; Naviculaceae.